Molecule: messenger RNA, 5359 nt
Organism: Cervus elaphus (red deer)
Lineage: Eukaryota; Metazoa; Chordata; Mammalia; Artiodactyla; Cervidae
Gene: NLGN1
Product: neuroligin 1
Exons: 7
Coding region: 1073-3604 (843 amino acids)
Biological process (GO): presynaptic membrane assembly; chemical synaptic transmission; synaptic vesicle endocytosis
Cellular component (GO): synapse; postsynaptic specialization membrane; cell surface
Molecular function (GO): neurexin family protein binding; signaling receptor activity
Source: RefSeq, a predicted model, not a curated record
CAGACUCCUGCACCCAGCAACGCCACAGAGAGGGGGGAGAGAGGGAGAGGAGGUUGUGCUGUGUGUGUGCCCGCGUGGGUGCGCGCGGGUGUGUGUGUGUGUGCGCGCGUGUCUACAGGUAGCAGCGGCGGCGGCGGGGACCGGAGCAGGGGACGCGUCUGCAGCCACCUCCUCGACUGUGAUUUUCGGAGGCGACUGCUCACUUAGCUGACGGAUCUGUACCCUCGGGAGAUCGUCUCAUCCUCUCCAUUUCCACGCGUCUUAGUCGUCUUCCAGUUUCAAGUGUGUGCUUUGGGUAUUUUAUUUUUAAUUUUUUUUUUUCCUUCUCCCUCUAAAUCUUCUCGGGAAUUCUGCAUAUUGAAGCAGGUGGCUCCUGGUACGAAAUCUUUGGAUACAUUUGGCUUGCCAAGUUUUUCCUUUCCCCGUCCCCUCCCGCUUUCAGAGGCAUCUGUGGUGCUCUUCUUUUUGGAUUUAUACGCAGAAAACGUAUAUAUGUUUAUAUACCGACCGCAUAAUAUAUAAAUACAUAAACGCGUGCCCAAGCGCUGGGUUUUCGUCUCUCUUCGCGACAAAGCGGAAUGUUUCGGAGCGGAUGGAUAACGAGAACAGUAUUAACAUUCUUUUGAGCCUGUUUUUUCCAAAGGGGAGGGAGAGGGAAGAAUUGUUUAACAUUCGGCCAUCGUUUGGCUGCACACUAAGCAUCGCGAAGUAUUUAUGGUUGCAGAUGAGGUGCAAACGGGGCUUAGAGAGAAAGGAUAUAGACCUGCAGCUAACUGGAUUUGAUUUGUAAGCGGGAAAUGUACAGUCAAUGGCCACUCUCACCACAUUGCUACUAUGGAAAACAGAAUAGUCAAUAGGAUAUGGUCUGAUAAAUAGUGAUGAUUGAAGAUGCUACUUCAAUACAUGUGAAAUCAAUGGAGAUACUGGCUGCACGAAGAGCUUUCUGAGCUUUUCUUGACAAACUUGCCUUUAAGAAAUAGAGGUGUAGUCUACCAAUAUACGGUUUUUCUCAAGUGGAUACAAAUACCUUUGACUCACUGUAACCAGAGAACUACACAACUAAUGUGGGACCAUGGCAGUGCCCAGAUGCACGUGGCCAGAUUAUGUUUGGAGAGCAGUCAUGGCCUGCUUGGUACACAGGGGGUUGGGUGCCUCAUUGACUCUUUGUGUGUUAAGCUGUUUACUUCACGCUGCCCAUGUGCUCUCACAAAAAUUGGAUGAUGCAGACCCACUGGUGACUACCAACUUCGGCAAAAUAAGAGGGAUCAAGAAAGAACUCAAUAAUGAAAUUUUGGGUCCUGUUAUUCAGUUUCUUGGUGUUCCAUAUGCAGCCCCGCCAACCGGGGAACAUCGUUUUCAGCCUCCAGAACCACCAUCUCCUUGGUCAGACAUCAGGAAUGCCACUCAGUUUGCUCCUGUCUGCCCCCAGAAUAUCAUUGAUGGCAGAUUGCCGGAAGUCAUGCUUCCUGUGUGGUUUACUAAUAACUUGGAUGUGGUUUCAUCGUAUGUACAAGACCAGAGUGAAGAUUGCCUGUAUUUAAAUAUAUACGUCCCAACUGAGGAUGGUCCCCUUACAAAGAAACAGACAGAUGAUUUAGGUGAUAAUGACGGUGCUGAAGAUGAAGAUAUUCGGGACAGUGGGGGUCCCAAACCAGUGAUGGUAUAUAUCCAUGGUGGCUCAUAUAUGGAAGGGACUGGAAAUUUAUAUGAUGGGAGUGUCUUGGCAAGUUAUGGCAAUGUGAUCGUCAUCACAGUCAACUAUCGACUUGGGGUACUCGGUUUCUUGAGCACAGGGGAUCAGGCUGCAAAAGGAAACUAUGGACUCCUUGAUCUCAUACAGGCUUUAAGAUGGACUAGUGAGAAUAUUGGAUUCUUUGGUGGUGACCCCUUAAGAAUCACUGUUUUUGGAUCUGGUGCUGGGGGCUCAUGUGUCAAUCUGCUGACUUUAUCCCAUUAUUCUGAAGGUAACCGUUGGAGCAAUUCAACCAAAGGACUCUUUCAACGAGCAAUCGCUCAAAGUGGAACAGCCCUUUCCAGCUGGGCUGUUAGUUUCCAACCUGCAAAAUAUGCUAGAAUGUUGGCCACAAAAGUUGGUUGCAAUGUUUCAGAUACAGUAGAGUUAGUGGAAUGCCUGCAGAAGAAGCCUUACAAAGAACUUGUUGACCAAGAUAUUCAACCAGCACGAUACCACAUAGCCUUUGGACCUGUGAUUGAUGGUGAUGUGAUACCGGAUGACCCUCAGAUACUGAUGGAGCAAGGAGAGUUUCUCAACUAUGAUAUAAUGUUAGGAGUUAACCAAGGGGAAGGAUUAAAAUUUGUUGAAAAUAUAGUAGAUAGUGAUGAUGGUAUAUCUGCUAGUGAUUUUGACUUUGCUGUUUCCAAUUUUGUUGAUAACUUAUAUGGAUAUCCUGAAGGCAAAGAUGUUUUGAGAGAAACCAUUAAAUUCAUGUAUACUGACUGGGCUGACCGUCAUAACCCUGAAACCAGAAGGAAGACAUUAUUAGCUUUGUUUACGGACCAUCAGUGGGUGGCACCAGCUGUAGCUACAGCAGAUCUUCACUCAAAUUUUGGUUCACCCACAUAUUUCUAUGCCUUUUACCAUCAUUGCCAAACAGAUCAGGUUCCAGCUUGGGCUGAUGCAGCUCAUGGAGAUGAGGUUCCCUAUGUACUAGGAAUACCCAUGAUUGGACCUACAGAGUUAUUUCCUUGCAAUUUCUCCAAAAAUGAUGUGAUGCUGAGUGCAGUCGUAAUGACAUACUGGACAAAUUUUGCUAAAACUGGUGAUCCAAAUCAACCAGUCCCUCAAGACACAAAAUUCAUACAUACCAAACCCAACCGCUUUGAAGAAGUAGCAUGGACCAGAUAUUCCCAGAAAGACCAACUUUAUCUCCAUAUUGGAUUAAAACCAAGAGUUAAAGAACAUUACAGAGCCAAUAAGGUAAACCUCUGGUUGGAGCUGGUACCUCAUCUGCAUAAUCUCAAUGACAUUUCUCAGUAUACCUCGACAACAACUAAAGUGCCAUCAACUGACAUCACUUUCAGACCUACAAGAAAAAAUUCCAUACCUGUCACAUCAGCCUUUCCCACUGCCAAGCAGGAUGAUCCCAAACAACAGCCAAGUCCAUUUUCAGUGGAUCAAAGGGACUACUCAACAGAGCUGAGCGUCACUAUUGCCGUUGGAGCAUCACUGCUGUUUCUGAACAUCUUGGCCUUUGCAGCCCUGUACUACAAAAAGGAUAAGAGGAGACAUGACGUUCACAGGAGAUGCAGCCCUCAGCGCACGACUACCAAUGACCUGACCCACGCACAAGAAGAGGAGAUCAUGUCCCUCCAAAUGAAGCACACUGAUUUGGAUCAUGAAUGUGAGUCCAUCCAUCCACAUGAGGUGGUUCUUCGGACCGCCUGCCCCCCAGAUUACACACUAGCUAUGAGGAGGUCACCUGAUGAUGUUCCCUUAAUGACACCCAACACCAUUACAAUGAUUCCCAACACUAUACCAGGGAUUCAACCCUUACACACAUUCAAUACUUUUACUGGAGGACAGAACAAUACUCUGCCCCAUCCCCACCCCCACCCCCAUUCACAUUCAACAACCAGGGUAUAGCCAGAUAAGAGAAACAAACUAUUUUUUUGAUGGAUUGCAGUAAAAGAUUACUGAAGAUUCCUUGGCUUUCAACCUACAAGACUCUUACUAUUUAAAUAAGGAGGAAUAUUAUGUGAAUAUACAUAUCAAGAACUUUGGGGGUUUUGGAAAAAAAAAAAAGAAUUGUACAUAUAUACACAAAUCAACUUUAAAAGUGAAUUUCAAUUGCUUGAAGCAAUUGUUCUGAAUGAUACUUUUUCAUUCACAUUCAAGAAUUAAUUUUUUGAAGAUUUAUGUUACAUAAUGGAAUUAGGCAUGUGGAACACCAAACAGGAAAGAACUGUGUCUGAAAUAUAAAAUAUAAAAAUUUUAAAAAUAACCAUGAAUAUGCACAAGGGACACACCAAUGGAAUGUCAGAUAAUUUUCACCAGUUUUUAUUUGGAGCUGUUUUAUUGUGUAGACCAUAUUUACAUAUUUGGAUAAGUAUACAAAGCACCAAUGCUGUUAAUGGCCUUAGCAGAGGCUCAUGCUGAAAUUUGCCAGUAAAACAAAGAAGUUUAAAGACUGGCAGGUACAACAUUAUCACAUAAGUGCUGUCAGUAUAAAGUUGUGGGGAUAAAGGAAACUGGAUAUUUUUAGCACGAUGUGCAUGAUAAUUUAUAUGCUUGGUGGCUGUGCUGCUGAUUAAGCCGUAAUUAAAAUUCUUCUCAUCCCAUUGAAGUUUUUAAUAGAAGCUUCCUCCAUCAAUUGGCAGAACCUAAAGAAGAAUUUAGGGGGCAAAAGUAAUUACAAUAAAAUAAUUCACAGUAGUUUUGUUAAUAGAAGGAAUUAGUUACUAAAUGUAUCUGAAGAAACUAUAGGUAUAGUGGUGAAUACUCGCUGAUAUGAAUCCCAGAAAAAAAAAAUUUCCUGUGUUUUUAAUGUUCUUUUCAUUCCCAUCUAAAUAUUUCUAGAAAUAUAACCCUAAUUGGACAUGUGUUAUAGGAUCUAUAAUUUGCUGUGGUUUUUGUUAUUCUGUAUUUUGUUCCUUUGGGUAAGGUGAAGUGUGUCCAAAGAGUAACUUGCAAGUCUUUAUGAUCUGAGGAUGCCCCAAAUUACCAGUCUGAUUACAGUUCUCAGUUCAUUGAUUUACUCAUGUUGCAUGACAAAAUGUUUACUAAUAAUAAUUCAAUAUAAAGUUAUGUCCCUUCUCACGUCACUUAUCUUUCUCACUGAGGUUCAUUCACUGGAAUUUACUCACACAGUCUCAAUAGAUUGCAACGUAGAUAAAGAACCUAGAAGGAGCGUCAACACCUGGAGGAUUGUAGUCUUACACGUAUGUGUGAUUUUAAAUGAAUAUUCUAAGACCACAGAAAACUCUUCAUCCCCUUGUUGUUUACCAGUAACAGUAUAUCACAGACCUUUCCAAAUGUUUGUAUAUGUAAUCAGAUGUACAUUUAUAUUAAAAAAAUUGAGAUGGACUUAAAGAGCACAUCCUGAUAAAUACUUUCUCUCUUACCUGUACUAUAUUUCUAUUAGACUAAAGUUAUGUGAUUUUUUUUUACAUUUUUUCAGAUGACUAGCAAUUUUGAUAGUUUGUAAGAUAAUGCAAAGAACUUUCUCUGACAAACUAACUGCAGUAACAGAAACCUUUCUUUUCAGUUACUCUUUUUCAAGAAUGAAAGCUUAUUAUACAAAAAAAAAAUUGUAUACUACUUGAUGGAAACAACUUUGUACAUCUUGGCCAUGUCACUGGUCAUUGCGUGAAAUAAAGAUAAUAAUGACUAUUAGUCCAA